Molecule: messenger RNA, 4140 nt
Organism: Thunnus maccoyii (southern bluefin tuna)
Lineage: Eukaryota; Metazoa; Chordata; Actinopteri; Scombriformes; Scombridae
Gene: clic1
Product: chloride intracellular channel 1
Exons: 7
Coding region: 177-905 (242 amino acids)
Source: RefSeq, a predicted model, not a curated record
UCACGCACCUCCAGGAAAUGGAGGAGCUGUGAUGAUGAGUGUGUCGCUGCAGACAGCAGCAGGACUGGGAGGGGUAACGAGUGGCGAGCAGCAGCAGCAGCAGCAGCAGCAGCUACAGGCGUCAGCGGUAACUUUCAGCACUUGAAGAAAAAGCUCUCGUGCAUCAACAGGUGAAGAUGAGCGACGGGUCUCAGCCCAGAGUUGAACUUUUUGUGAAGGCGGGGAGCGAUGGUCAGAGCAUCGGCAACUGUCCCUUCUCUCAGCGUCUCUUCAUGGUGCUGUGGUUGAAAGGAGUCACCUUCGACGUUACCACAGUGGAUAUGAAGAGGAAGCCAGACAUUUUGAAGGACCUCGCUCCCGGUGCCCAGCCUCCCUUCCUGUUGUACGGCAGCGAGGUGAAAACCGACACCAACAAGAUUGAAGAGUUCCUGGAGGAAAAUCUCUCCCCUCCAAAGUAUCCCCGUCUGGCUGCUCGUAACCCCGAGUCCAACACGGCUGGCAUGGAUGUCUUCUCCAAGUUCUCCGCUUACGUCAAGAACUCAAAUCCUCAGACCAAUGAAAAUCUAGAGAAAGGCCUUCUGAAGGCUCUGAAGAAGCUUGAUGACUACCUCGGCUCCCCACUUCCUGAUGAGAUCGACGAGAAUAGCGCUGAUGAUGUCACUUCCUCGUCCCGCCCCUUCCUGGACGGCCAGGCUCUUACUCUGGCUGACUGCAACUUGCUGCCUAAGCUCCACAUUGUGAAGGUUGUGUGUUUAAAAUACCGAAACUUCAGCAUCCCUCAGUCUCUGAGCAACCUCUGGAGGUAUAUGAACGCUGCGUACGCCCGGGAGGAGUUCGCCUCCACCUGCCCGAUCGACGAGGAGAUCCACAUCGCCUACUCCUCUGUAGCUAAAGCUCUCAAGUAGGAGAAGAAUGGGGGUUGCAAUUCAUGAAAAAAAAAAAACACCGUUAGAACAACUUAAAGAAAAAAAAAGCACACAAACAAACAAAAAAAAAAUACAUGUACUCACCUUCACACACUCAAGUUGAUAUCACCUUUCAUAAUGCGACUCAAUACAGCUGGUUUACAUCGCCAAACUAUACUCCAAGGUUUGUUUUCUAGAUGUUUAUUCAUGAACAGUGGUUUUUUUGCCAGGUAGAUCAGUUCACGUCAUUAGGAAAAAGAAGGAUGAGGCAGAUAAGCUGUAGGUAGUAACACAUGCACAAAAAAAUGUCAGCUGUGGCUAAAUUUAUUUCACUGACAAGUUUGUUGACUGCCCACAUAUCUUCUAGGUUUUCCUGGAUUUACAGCUCUCGAGGAAAUUAAUGAACUUGUGGAUGUUUUGUGUACACUCACACACUCCUAAAAUUACAGCCUCGCUCGUGUACAGUUUCACCAUCAGUAAACACGCACUGUAACGUUGGAAAUGUUUCUUUAGCUUAGCUGAAGUUCCCUUCUUGAUGACAGUCACUAAAGUGUGUCCUUAAUUUUUUUUUUUGGAGAUUCAACAGACACGAAGCUGCCUAUCAGAUCAAGCCUCACACAAGCUGAUUCAUCUCUUUAUUUUCAGUCAUGGUAUUAAGGAUUUUUUUUUUUUUUUUUCGGUGACAAACAUUCAUACCAGCACCAGCUCACCUGCCAAAAUGUCUUCAUAUUGACUUUAUUAUUCUGCUACUGAGGGAACAAGGCCUUUUUACAGUUGCAUUUUUAUUAGAGUCAACUUGAAUUUAAAUGUUCUUCAUAGUGCACCUCAGGGAGGAAAAAGGGGGUGCUUUUUGUCGGCCUGCAGACCAGUUCUCACUUUAAGGAGGCAGGGCUCAAAACAGUUACAGAGACAGGAAACUAUUUCAAUAGACUCGGGCUUCCCCUUUCUGUGCUCCCAUAGCAGGCGUGAAGGAUUAUUCAAGAUUACUGAGCUUGUUAUGAUCCGCUGUAAAGUCCUCUUGCCAACGGUUUAUUUUGUUCUGCCUGUCAUUUAUGAAGGACCUUUUUUUUUGUGUGUGUGUCUUAUAAAAGACGUGAGAUUAGACUGAGUGUUAUUGACGUUAGUGUGGAUGAAGGAGUGAAGGCUACACUGAAAGGCCUGCUCCUCCAGCAGCCCCGGGGCACAAGGCCUGUUCUGUCAUGUGUUUCUCUUCCUUUCUGAGAGGGGAAAAAAAAAAUAGCAGGAAGUUGAAUAUAAGCACACACACAAUGUUAAAAUUAAAGUAUAGCCAUGGUAGCUUUAGCUUGUAGGAUGUUAUUAAUUACAGGAUAAGGCUAGCAUUACUCUAUAUUUUUAUAUAGUGUCAACAAAUCACAUGAAAAGACCAAAACAAUGUGUAAACAAUGGGUUAAAAAUAUAUAGUUUCAUCUUUAUAAAAAGCAAAGUACUUUCAUAACACAGCUGGGCACUGUAGUUUUUAGCAAGAAUCAUUCAAACAGGAGAAAGUUAUGGAUCUGAUGGGGACUAUUUUCAGCUGCGGAUGAACAUACAUAUUCAUGUUCCCCCUCAGGAUGAAUUGCAAUAACUUUGGUGAUCCCUUAAAGCUACAAUAUGCAAGUUUUGGAAAUCAAGUUAUAUUUCCGGGGGACUGGAAGUAAUGGAGUUCUUAAUUACAGUUACUGGGAGCUUACUAGCCUCUGAGUAAACCAUGGCGAAGUCUUCCAGCAGCUAACACUAGCUUGGCGCCUCAGUACAAGAGGACUAGUGGGCCAGAAGUGCGUUCACGUGUUGAUUGACAGCUGUGAGCUCCCGUCCCUGACUUUGACCUCAUCUGAUUGGUUACUGGUUGUACUUUUAGACCGUAUUUCAACCAAAAAUAUAAGAAAAAAACUUACAUACUGUAGCUUUGAGUCUUCAAAAAGCGUCAUUAUUGGGUCAAAACUUGUCUUUUACUUAUUUUUAUGACCAAAAUCUAAGGUCAUUUCCGUUAGCCUCAACAGUACUUUGGUUUAGUGAUAAUUAGCAAAUGUUAGCAUGCUAAGAUGUUACUGAACAACAAUGUAAUAAGCUAUAUGAGGCAGAUAGACAACACUCAUUGUCGGUUUUAGUCUUUUCAUGGGAUUUUUUGACAAUAAGAAAAAUAUAGAAUAUCACUAGACUUUAUCCUUCAUGUAAAGCCUUGUAUACUUGGUCAUUGCAGGUUGAUGAUACAUUGUCAUGUGUUUCCAGCAGAUCUAAUCCACUGUGGGAGCUUUGCUAGACUUGAAAUAGAAGCGCUGGAAAGAACUGGAACUAAUAGCAAUACGCCUUGUCCAACUGUAGUAGCAGUUUGUGUGGAGGAUUUUAUAAACUGCAAGGCAAUUAAGACUUAAUUUAGAGGUAAACAUCUUUGUUGGGAGCCCAAGAUAACCUCAUGUGUCAUGUCUUUCAUAUCAAUAUGAAGCUCAUAGAAAGAAAAAAAAAGAAAGAAACCUAAGUGCAAUUUAAUCGGAUUGAAAAGACAAUCUUGUUCACAGUGUUUAAUUAUAUUAUAUACGUCCAGUAUGAGCACUGUUGGUUAUUUUUCUACGGAAGUUUAAUCACGCAAGUUAAUCCCUCCUUUCUGAACUGCUAGCUGUAACACAAGUGUUGAUCAAAGAGAUGAUAUAUUUUACUUGACUGAAUUGUUGUGGAUUUCAUCUAUUUUCUAAAAUGGACCGAUUGUUUUUUUGUUUUGUUUUUUAAAGGGAGCGUGUCUAAUUAAUGUCAGUGCUGAUAUAUCCGAGUGUUUUUCUUUUCUUACUGUAGGAUUUGAUACAAUUUCAGGGACCAUUUAACGUACUUGUUACAUUCAUUAAAAUGUUAACUUUUAUUUGAAUAGUUUGUUUCUCACCUCACUGUUUUUAACUCUGUUUUAUCUUCAUGCAAUGUGUUUUAUUUGUUAUGAGACCUAUAUUGUGCUUUUCACUUUGUUUCAUACGCCUAUGCAUUUCCUUCCAAAUAUUUUAGCCUUUUUUUUUCUUUUUUUUUUGUCUUUUUUUGUGCUUUCUGCCAUGUAGUCACAAGCAGUUGCACUUAAAAGUCCACAGGAUGAAAACCGUGGUGUGGACACUAAACCAGUAGAUUAAAUCAACAAUGAUGACAAUCAAACUAACAGCACGGCCUGGAAAUUUCCAUUAUGUAUUUUGUACUAUAAAAAAAUCUUAAAAAGACACAUUCAUUUAUUAAUAACCCAAUAAAACAAUCUUAAUAAUAA